AUGAUGAACGCCCCAUAUGUUCCUCAAGAUGUCUCUGAAGUAUCGGAGUUGUUGAAGAGGCUAGAACAGUCCUCCCAAAAGCAGGGUGGUGGAAAGCAUUCCAUCAAGGCUAAAAAGCAUACCUACGAUGUUCAAGGUGCACCUUUCACAGUGGACUCGUGGCAAUUCAAAGACUGGGAUUACAAAAGCCGUGACCUCCCCACAUAUGCCCGUGGACUUUUCACGUACCGUAAGAGGGAUGGUUCACCAGAAAUUGCCGUCAGGGGCUAUGACAAAUUUUUCAAUGUAGAUGAAGUACACGAAACGAAAUGGGAAAAUGUCAAGUCUCGAACAAAGGGUCCUUACGAGCUCAGUGUGAAGGAAAAUGGGUGUAUCAUAUUCAUCGCCGGCUUGGAAGACAAUCAUUUGCUAGUCUGUAGUAAGCAUUCCACAGGAGCACGCGAUAACGCAGAUCUGAGUCAUGCUGUCGCUGGUGAAAGGUGGGUCAACAAGCAAUUGGAGUCCGUUGGAAGAACCAGAGCGGAUCUUGCAAAGGAAUUACGGAGACGCAACGUCACAGCUGUGGCAGAACUUUGUGACGACCGAUUUGAAGAGCACGUCCUCGCUUAUGAACCCCAUGACGCAGGACUUUACUUGCAUGGUAUUAAUCUCAAUUUACCUGACUUUGCUACAUAUUCCAGUGAACUAGUGCACGAAUUCGCAGAUGAAUGGGGUUUCAAGAAAGCACAGUACCUCAUUGAAGAUGACGUUGCUUCCAUGAAGGAUUUUCUUGAACGAUGUGCCGAAACUGGCUCCUAUGCCGGAAGGGAUACAGAAGGUUUUGUCAUACGAUGCGAGCGUUCAAUUCAUGGGCCCAAGAAUGCUUAUCAAAAUUGGUUCUUCAAAUAUAAAUUUGAAGAACCUUACCUCAUGUAUCGACAGUGGCGUGAGUGCACGAAAGCAAUCAUUGGUAACCGAGCUCCAAGAUUCAAGAAGCACAAAAAAAUAACAGAAGAAUACCUUCUUUACGCACGGCGUCAAUUUGCUCGGAAUUCCAACCUUGCUAAGGAAUACAACAAAAACCAUGGAAUAAUUGAAAUGCGAGACGGCUUCUUGAAGGAAAGGGGUCUCAAGGGGUCCGAUAUCAUUCGACAGGAAAAGGAAGAUGAUCCCACCGAAACAGUCACGAACAAUGUGGUCUUGUUGCCGAUUGCAAGCCUCGGGUGUGGCAAAACAACAGUAGCCUUGGCAUUGACUACGCUCUUCGGAUGGGGACACAUUCAGAACGACAACAUAACUGGGAAGGGGAAUAGACCUGCACAAUUCACAUCACAUAUCUGUAAUACUUUGGCUGCGAAGCCCGUUUGCAUUGGCGAUCGAAACAACCAUCAAAAACGAGAGAGGAAGCAGAUCAUCAACGACGUAUCUAACUUGAUCCCCGAAGCCAGGUUCAUUGCGCUGCACUAUGUCCACGAUCCAAAGUCGACGAUGCUGCCCACCAUACGCAAUGUGACCAGAGAGCGCAUAUUUACCCGGGGAGAUAAUCAUCAGACAAUCCAGGCUGGCACGAAGUCACAACAAGAAAUCAUUGGGAUCAUGGAGGGUUUCCUCAACCGAUUUGAGCCUUUUGAUGCUAGCUCACAGCCGGACGAAGACUUCGAUGGAGUCGUAGAUCUCGACGUCUCUGCUUCAUCUAGAGAGAAUCUAGAGACCGUCGUGAACUUUCUGUACAAUCAAUAUCCUAAGCUAAUCCCAACAUUACCGAGCUCAAAGGACUUGGAUCGUGCCAUCGGCGCCGCAAUGAGUGACUAUACUGUGGAUCUAAAACACGAUUUGAGCUUCAACAGCAACAGUAAGAAAAGCAGUGGCACCACCAGCAGCGCCGUGAAGCCUCCCGCACCUCCGAAACUUGAAUUCUUCUGCAUAAGUGUAGAUGCGUCGAGGAUCCGCACUGCUCUCUCCCAAGCUUUCUCUGACGUCUCUCCUGACAUAGCCAAGAUGUACCGCCAUCUUGACACCUCCCGUCGAGUUCAGGCCCAAUUCCACGUUACCCUAAUGCAUCGCGCUUCUAUCAAUGCAAAGCCUGAGCUAUGGCAGAAUCUCUCCUCUCUCCACGCCAAUGCGGUUACUGAGGCUGCCGAGUCGUCCCAGCCAACUUUCGAUCCUGUUCUCGGCAAAUGUAGAAUUCGACUAGAGCAAAUUAUCUGGAACGACCGAGUGAUGACUAUUAUCGUCCGCCUCCUGAACGAGGGUUGGGACACAAGUAACGAAGUGCCACAUAUGACAAUUGGAACUGCGAAUCAAAGCAUCAAGCCAAAGGAAAGCAAUGAUCUAAUUCGGGAUUGGUUAGGUGAGCAUGGUGGUGUACAUGAGACAGAAGUCAAGGGGUUUGUGGAGAUUGAAGGUCAUGUAAGGGCUGUCAUGCAAAGAUACGGGAAAUAG
Messenger RNA from Bacidia gigantensis, 2421 nucleotides. RefSeq lists its product as uncharacterized. NCBI's taxonomy places the organism in Eukaryota, Fungi, Ascomycota, Lecanoromycetes, Lecanorales, Ramalinaceae. The record is from RefSeq and is a predicted model, not a curated record. Gene Ontology annotation, molecular function: GTP-dependent polyribonucleotide 5'-hydroxyl-kinase activity; phosphoric diester hydrolase activity; RNA ligase (ATP) activity. The transcript has a single exon. Gene Ontology annotation, biological process: tRNA splicing, via endonucleolytic cleavage and ligation. Bases 1 to 2421 code for a protein of 806 amino acids. Gene Ontology annotation, cellular component: nuclear inner membrane.